GGCCCAGAGACGGGGGACAGAGGGGCACUUAGGCAGCGGGGGGCAGCCUGCAGGGAGCCAGCCCAGGAGACCCCCCCCAGGGGCCAGAGGGGCCAGGACAGACCAGCAGACAGAGAGAAGAGACAAGGGAGGGGGUGUCAGACAGAGUGAAUGACAGCCCGAGAUAGAGGGACAGACAGAGGGUGUGAAGGAGGAGCAGGGAAGGAAAGAAAAGUGAAGAGAAAAAGAAAAGAAAAGAAAGAAAAGGAGAAAAAAACAAGAGAAGGGGGAGAGAGGGGUCCCAGUCACAGGAUGAGCAGCAGACAGAGGGCAGCAGACAGAGGGCGUACGGACAGGAGCCUUUGAAGAAGGAGCCGCACGUCCCCAGGGCUGGGGUCAGGCCAGGUCGCUGGCCAGGCGGGCGGCCGCCAGCAGCAUGAGCAGCCCGGCAAUCCUGAGGAGGAAUUCUAGCAAACAGGGCCUGGAGCACCUCCUGAGGCUCGCCACACAGUGGAGUCUGGAGGACGAUGAGGAGGCCACCCGGGAGCGACGCCGGCGGGAGAGGGACAGGCAGCUACGGGCCCAGGACGAGGACGGAGGCAACCAGUCUCCAGAGCCUCCAGAGCAGGAGAAGCUCCUGAAGACCACGGAGGCCCCUGAGCUGGACGAGGACGAGGGCUUCAGCGAUUGGAGCCAGAAGCCAGAGCAGCAGCCACGGCACAGCAGGGCUGAGGAGCCCCCCGAGGGCGAGAGCACAGAAGGGGACCAGGAGGAGGCCAGGCCCAUCGGUCACCGGGACGCCGACGAGGUGAACCCAGCCACAGCCUGCCUGGAGGGGUUGCAUCUGCAGCCUGGCUCAGAGCCCCAGGAGGGGCCAGAACCAGAGGUGACCGUCCAGGACAGUCUGGCAAUAGUGGAGGCUGAGGAGGCAGAUGAGCAGCACCAGAAAUGUCAGCAGCCCAGGACACCCAGCCCUUUGGUCUUGGAGGAGACCACCGAACAGGGCUCACCCCCCCUGAGCCCCAGCACCAAACUCAUUGACAGAACCGAGUCCCUGAACCGCUCCAUCAAGAAGAGUAACAGUGUGAAGAAGUCCCAGCCAGCCCUGCCUAUCUCCAAGAUUGAUGAGCGGCUAGAGCAGUACACCCAGGCCAUUGAGACUGCUGGCCGGAACCCCAAGCUCGCUCGCCAGCCCUCCAUCGAAUUGCCCAGCAUGGCCGUGGCAAGCACCAAGAGCCGAUGGGAGACAGGAGAGGUGCAGGCUCAGUCUUCCUCCAAGGGCCCCUCCUGCAAGGAUAUUGUAGCUGGAGACAUGAGCAAGAAAAACCUCUGGGAGCAGAAAGGAGGCUCCAAGACUUCGUCCACAAUUAAGAGCACCCCGUCUGGGAAGAGGUACAAAUUUGUGGCCACCGGACAUGGGAAGUACGAGAAGGUGCUCAUGGAUGAGGGCUCAGUGCCCUAGGCUGCCCCCUUGCUCUCCUGAUACAAACUGGCGGCUCCCUCCACACUCCCCAUCCAGGCUCCCAGGGGAGAGUCCGGCCACAUGCCCACCCCCAGCUCUGCUGAAGAAGCUGCUUCCCGUUGCCCACCUGGCAGCCCACGCCCCUCCAACACCUGCCACUGAUGCAACCUCUAUCCGUGGAGCCUCCAACCUCUCCCCACUCCUGCUCCCUGACCCCCUGGUCUCUGCCUCUCACAGCCCAGGGAGGAAAGGGACUCUCACUGAUGCUUGGCAAAAGGCACUGUCCCCACAGAGGCCAAGAGCUCAGGAGGGAGGCACAGCCUGUGUAGAGACAGGGCACCUUCCGAGGGACCUCCCAGUCAAGAGCCACCAAUGCCUGCACUGGAUGUUCAGGCCCUGUGCCCUCCCUGCCCCCCGCUUGCAGCCCCCUCCAUGUUGUGCAAUAAAGCUCAUCCUGACCGUG
Molecule: messenger RNA, 1904 nt
Organism: Rhinolophus ferrumequinum (greater horseshoe bat)
Lineage: Eukaryota; Metazoa; Chordata; Mammalia; Chiroptera; Rhinolophidae
Gene: LSP1
Product: lymphocyte specific protein 1
Exons: 11
Coding region: 416-1441 (341 amino acids)
Biological process (GO): signal transduction
Molecular function (GO): actin binding
Source: RefSeq, a predicted model, not a curated record